Molecule: messenger RNA, 4586 nt
Organism: Salvelinus fontinalis (brook trout)
Lineage: Eukaryota; Metazoa; Chordata; Actinopteri; Salmoniformes; Salmonidae
Product: CMP-N-acetylneuraminate-beta-galactosamide-alpha-2,3-sialyltransferase 4-like
Exons: 12
Coding region: 273-1283 (336 amino acids)
Biological process (GO): glycolipid biosynthetic process
Molecular function (GO): sialyltransferase activity
Source: RefSeq, a predicted model, not a curated record
CUGACACAGCGAUAGUUUCUUGUGUUUCUUUCUUCUUAUAUGAGUCAUUUGUUAUUUUCAGCAGUGUGACAUUAAUUUCCAUUUUGGUCAUUUAGUUUAUACUAGAGUGAUUUACAGUCAGUGCAUUCAGAUAAGGUUUAAGGGUCUCUUUGAUGGCAAAAUUUGCCUGCAAGAAGGACGGCCGCGCCACCUUCCUUUUCAAGUGAGAAGAGCACAACAAGGGUGACAUCAUCACCACAAACACUCCAGACACGAGAAAGGAGCAGGUGAAGAUGUCUCUGAAGAACACCAAAACAUGGUCCAGAGUACUUGUACCUGUGGUGCUGCUGCUGUGCUGUGUGUCCUACUACUAUUCACAUUUCUUCCUUCAGAGUAGCGAAGGGGCUUUCAGUAAGGCCCUCUGUGACAGCUGGAAUAUCUCUCAGAAGUGGGAGAGACUCAACUUCAAUGUGAGCAGGAAUGCUCAACUUUUCUUGAAGCUGGAGGAUUUCUUCUGGCGACGCUACUUGUCCACGUUAGCCUUGCCUUAUGGUGUUAAGGGCAGUGAGCUUUUUCUCGUGAAAGCAUUGGCAGCCAUGGCUAGCUAUGACAUGCCUGAGAGGAUAAAACAUUUGCCUUGCAAAACCUGCAUGGUGGUUGGAAAUGGGUUCGCGAUCAAGAACACCUCGUUAGGAAGUGCCAUUAACAAGUAUGACAUAGUGAUCAGGUUGAACGAUGCCCCAGUUCGGGGGUAUGAGGCCGACGUGGGGAACAAGACUACCAUGCGCCUCUUCUACCCUGAGUCGGCUUCCUACAACCCCAGCAUCCACAAUGACCCUGACACCCUCAUGGUCCUUGUACCUUUCAAGCAGCAGGACGUGCGCUGGCUCAAAGAGAUCCUGUACAAUGAGAAGAGGAUCAGAAAGGGCUUCUGGAAACCCCCUCCUGAGAUCUGGUUGGGUAAAACCAGCCACAUCCGAAUCCUGGACCCCUACUUCCUGCAGCAAACGGCCAGCCGCAUGCUCCGCUUGCCUCUCAACACACCUCCAAAGACCAACCAGAUCCCAGCGCAUCCUACAACUGGCAUUCUGGCCAUCUACGUGGCCCUUAACUACUGUGACGUGAUCCACAUCGCUGGAUUUGGCUACCCAGAGUCUAAAGACCUGAAGCACCCCAUUCACUACUAUGGCUAUGACACCAUGAAGUCUAUGAAGAAUUCGUACCACAACCUGUCCCAUGAGGUGAAAGCUCUGAAGCGACUAGAGGACUCUGGUGCUGUUGUAUACCUACACCCUCACUCCUGACCAAUGCAACACUAAGAGUAGUGCACAAGUAAAUGAUACAAUUAUAUAUAAUAUAUUAUAAACUGGGUGGUUCGAGCCCUGAAUGCUGAUAGGCUGACAGCCGUGGUAUAACAUUCGCAUACAUUUCCAUAUGGGUGGCCCCAGCGGGAAUCAAACCCACGAUCCAGACUACUGUACCAACUGAGCUACACAGGAAGACAGUUGGGACACUGAAAAAGGACUUCCCUUGCCUACACGCCUUUAUCACAAUCUGAUAAACAUCCAGUGUGUUUUAGGGAUUAACAUGGGUAUCCGGGAUCUCGGGACUGUCCCAGGAGAACUCUUCACACAGUAGCGGUGGGUGGGGAAAAUCACUUGGGAAGCCAAGGCAGGAGAAAAAAGCCAUAUUACAUAGUCGGAAGUUUACAUACACCUUAGCCAAAUACAUUUAAACUCAGUUUUUCACAAUUCCUGAUAUUUAAUCUGAGUAAAAGUUCCCUGUUUUAGGUCAGUUAGGAUCACCACUUAAUUUUAAGAAUGUGAAAUGUUAGAAUAAUAGGAGAGAAAAUGAUUUAUUUCAGCGGGUCAGAGGUUUACAUACGCUCAAUUAGUAUUUGGUAGCAUUGCCUUGAAAUUGUUUAACUUGGGUCAAACGUUUUGGGUAGCCUUCCACAAGCUUCCCACAAUAAGUUGGGUGAAUUUUGGCCCAUUCCUCCUGACAGAGCUGGGGUAACUGAGUCAGGUUUGUAGGCCUUCUUGCUCGCAUACGCUUUUUCAGUUCUGCCCACAAAUUUUCUAUAGGAUUGAGGUCAGGGCUUUGUGAUGGCCACUCCAAUUCUGUGACUUUGUUGUCCUUAAGCCAUUUUGCCACAACUUUGGAAGUAUACUUGGGGUCAUUGUCCAUUUGGAAGAUCCAUUUGUGACCAAGAUUUAACUUCCUGACUAAUGUCUUGAGAUGUUGCUUCAAAAUAUCCACAUAAUUUUCCAUUCUGAUGAUGCCAUCUAUUUUGUGAAGUGCACCAGUCCCUCCUGCAGCAAAGCACCCCCCCCCCUCUUUCAUCUCUAGGAGACAGAAUGCGUCUCCUUCCUGAGUGGUAUGACGGCUGCAUGGUCCCAUGGUGUUUAUACUUGCAUACUAUUGUUUGUACAGUUGAACGUGGUACCUUCAGGUGUUUGGAAAUUGCUCCCAAGGAUAAACCAGACUUGUGGAGGUCUACAAUUCUUUUUCUGAUGUCUUGGCUGAUUUCUUUUGAUUUUCCCAUGAGGUCAAGCAAAGAGGCACUGAGUUUGAAGGUAGGCCUUGAAAUACAUCCACAGGUACAGUUCCAAUUGACUCAUUAUGUCAAUUAGCCUAUCAGAAGCUUCUAAAGCCAUGAUAUAAUUUUCUGUAAUUUUCCAAGCUGUUUAAAGGCACAGUCAACUUAGUGUAUGUAAACUUCUGACCCACUGGAAUUGUGAUACAAUGAAUUAUAAGUGAAAUAAUCUGUCUGUAAACGAUUGUUGGAAAAAUGUCUUGUGUCAUGCACAAAGUAGAUUUCCUAACCGACUUGCCAAAACUAUAGUUUGUGAACAAGAAAUUUGUGGAUUGGUUGAAAAACGAGUUUUAAUGACUCCAACCUAAGUGUAUGUAAACUUCCGACUUGUGUGUUGUUGUAAUUGCGGUGUUGUCUCUAAAUACUGCCAGAGCCCUGCAAAAUGACCUCCAGCAGGCCACAAAUGUGCAUGUGUCAGCAUAUGGUCUCACAAGGGGUCUGAGGAUCUCAUCUCGGUACCUAAUGGCAGUCAGGCUACCUCUGGCGAGCAAAUGGAGGGCUGUGCGGCCCCACAAAGAAAUGCCACCCCACACCAUGACUGACCCACCGCCAAACCGGUUAUGCUGGAGGAUGUUGCAGGCAGCAGAACGUUCUCCACGGCGUCUCCAGACUCUGUUACGUCUGUCCCAUGUGCUCAGUGUGAACCUGCUUUCAUCUGUGAAGAGCACAGGGCGCAAGUGGCGAAUUUGCCAAUCUUGGUGUUCUCUGGCAAAAGCCAAACGUCCUGCACGGUGUUGGGCUGUAAGCACAACCCCCCCCCUGUGGACCUCGGGCCCUCAUACCACUCUCAUGGAGUCUGUUUCUGACCGUUUGAGCAGACACAUGCACAUUUGUGGCCUGCUGGAGGUCAUUUUGCAGGGCUCUGGCAGUGCACCUCCUUGCACAAAGGCGGAGGUAGCGGUCCUGCUGCUGGGUUGUUGCCCUCCUACGGCCUCCUCCAUGUCUCCUGAUGUACUGGCCUGUCUCCUGGUAGCACCUCCAUGCUCUGGACGCUACGCUGACAGACACAACAAACCUUUUUGCCACAGCUCGCAUUGAUGUGCCAUCCUGGAUGAGCUGCACUACCUGAGCCACUUGUGUGGGUUGUAGACUCCGUCUCAUGCUACCACUAGAGUGAAAGCACCGCCAGCAUUCAAAAGUGACCAAAACAUCAGCCAGGAAGCAUAGGAACUGAGAAGUGGUGUGUGGUCACCACCUGCAGAACCAUUCCUUUUUGGGCGGUGUCUUACUAAUUGCCUAUAAUUUCCACCUUUUGUCUAUUCCAUUUGCACAAAAGCAUGUGACAUUUAUUGUCAAUCAGUGUUGCUUCCUAAGUGGACAGUUUGAUUUCACAGAAGUGUGAUUGACUUGGAGUUACAUUGUGUUGUUUAAGUGUUCCCUUUAUUUUUUUGAGCAGUGUAUAACUUUUUUGUAAAAACUCAACUCGUCGUGUUUGGAGGACAAAGAAUGCUGAGCUGCAUCCAAAGAACACCAUACCUACUGUGAAGCAUGGGGUUGGAAACAUCAUGCUUUGGGGCUGUUUUUCUGCAAAGGGACCAGGACGACUGAUCCGUGUAAAGGAAAGAAUGAAUGGGGCAAUGUAUCGUGAGAUUUUGAGUGAAAACCUCCUUCCAUCAGCAAGGGCAUUGAAGAUGAAACGUGGAUGGGUCUUUCAGCAUGACAAUGAUCCCAAACACACCGCACGGGCAACGAAGGAGUGGCUUCGUAAGAAGCAUUUCAAGGUCCUGGAGUUGCCUAGCCAGUCUCCAGAUCUCAACCCCAUAGAAAAUCUUUGGAGGGAGUUGAAAGUCCGUGUUGCCCAGGAACAGCCCCAAAACAUUACUACUCUAGAAGAGAUCUGUAUGGAGGAAUGGGCCGAAAUACCAGCAACAGUGUGUGAAAACCUUGUUAUAUACCUUGCCAACAAAGGGUAUAUAACAAAGUAUUGAGAAACUUUUGUUAUUGACCAAAUACUUAUUUUCCACCAUAAUUUGCAAAUAAAUUCAUAAAAAAUCCUACAAUGUGAUUUUCU